CGAACUGCCUGCAACAGAGAGCUGACUGACUGCUUGUUUUAGAGUAGCGUUAGCUAGCUAGGAACACUGUUUCUUUUAGGGUGAUUUAGUGAACAAAAAUACCACGAAGUUUCCUUGUGUCAUUUUCACAACUUUUUUGUACUUUUUUAGAGUUGUUUGACUUUUCACAUUUCAUAAAUUUGCCGAUACACAGCGUUUCCUGUCGGCUCUGACAACUGCCGGGGGAAGCUGUCUGUCACGGAUGUCUGACAAUAACGAAAGUAAUUAUUUAAAAGCUCAAGGGGAAGGACCUAUAAAGGUAUCCCACAUUUUCCCGAAUGGUGACAGAUAUGAGGGGGAGUGCAGCAGGGCUGCAUCAGGGGUGAUGAUGAGGAGCGGUACUGGUAAACACACCUCAGCAGGUGGCACCAUAUAUACUGGAGAAUGGCUCGAAGACAAAAUGCAUGGCCAAGGGACCUUGCAGCAUCCCUCUGGAGCACUCUAUGAAGGAGAAUUUAAAGACAACAUGUACCAUGGCAUGGGAACAUAUACCUUCCCAGAUGGCUGUAAUUACAAAGGUCACUUUCACAAGAACAGGUUGGAAGGAGACGGGACAUUCACUGACACACAGGGACUGGUAUGGAUGGGCGAGUUCCAUGGCAAAGCAGCGCUGGGCCUGAGAAUGCAGCACAACAUUUAAGCAAAACAAGCAUUAUUGUUACUGCACUUCAUAAAAUACAUUGUUUGUUCUACGAGAAAAUUAAACUAUUUUACUAAAAAUGUACAUGCUUUGUCUCUGUCUAUGGGAAACAUAUAUUUGGGUUAACUGUUGUUAACCCAAAGGUCACACACCCAUGUGUUUCUGUGUAUUGGGGGUUAAAUAUUCUCGUGAGUCACUCUCAGCUGUAUGUGUCUCCUUCUUUACUGAUGUAAAGUGUCUCUUUGUGUAAGCCUAAUUUCACUCAGAAAAUGCCACACUGGGGUUAAUUUUUGUAUGGCCCUUGGUCACGCUGCUUUUAUGUUUCUGUGAGAGGGAAGGUGUAUUACAAGCUACACUAUGUAGCGAACUUAAAUAAAUCCAGAAA
Etheostoma cragini (Arkansas darter) is the source of this 1064-nucleotide messenger RNA. RefSeq names its product MORN repeat containing 2 (gene morn2). The record is from RefSeq and is a predicted model, not a curated record. The transcript is spliced from 6 exons. NCBI's taxonomy places the organism in Eukaryota, Metazoa, Chordata, Actinopteri, Perciformes, Percidae. Bases 242 to 679 code for a protein of 145 amino acids.